AUGGCGGCGCUGCGGGGCCUGCGGGGCCUCCCGGGGCUGCGGCACCUCCCGAGCCCGCCCGGGCCCGGCCUCGCUCCCCGCGCGCUGCUGCUCCCGCGGGGCGGCCCGGCCGCCGGCCCCGGCCCGGUGUCGGUGUGGUCGUUCCCGGGCCGUUCCGGUUCCCGUUCCCGUUCCCGUUCCCGGCGGGCGCUGGCGGCUCUGGGGGUGCUGCUGGGGGGGGGGUCGCUGUCGCUGGCGCUGGGGGGGGGCCCCCUGAGCGCGGGGGAGCUGGAGCUGCACCCCCCCAGCUUCCCCUGGAGCCACGGCGGGGCCCUGGCGGCGCUGGACCACGCCAGUGUGCGCCGCGGGUUCCAGGUGUACCGCCAGGUGUGCUCCGCCUGUCACUCCAUGGAAUACGUGGCCUUCCGCAACCUCAUCGGCGUCACCCACACCGAGGCCGAGGCCAAGGCGCUGGCGGAGGAGGUGGAGGUGCAGGACGGUCCCGAUGACAACGGGGAGAUGUUCCUGCGGCCCGGCAAGAUCUCCGACUACUUCCCCAAGCCCUACCCCAACGCCGAGGCCGCGCGGGCGGCCAACAACGGAGCGCUGCCCCCCGACCUCAGCUACAUCGUCAACGCCCGGCACGGGGGGGAGGAUUACGUGUUCUCGCUGCUCACCGGGUACUGUGACCCCCCCGCGGGGGUGGCCCUGCGCGAGGGGCUCCAUUACAACCCCUACUUCCCGGGCCAGGCCAUCGGCAUGGCCCCCCCCAUCUACGACGAGGUGCUCGAGUACGACGACGGGACCCCGGCCACCAUGUCCCAGAUCGCCAAGGACGUUUGCACCUUCCUGCGCUGGGCGGCCGAGCCCGAGCACGACCACCGCAAACGGAUGGGCCUCAAGAUGCUGCUGCUCUCGGGGCUGCUGGUGCCCCUGCUCUAUUACCUGAAGCGGCACAAGUGGGCGGUGCUCAAGAGCAGGAAGAUGCUCUACCGGCCCCCCAAGUAGGGCCGGGACCCCCGGUACCGGCCCCCCAAGUAGGGGGGAGGGCAGGGGAGGGGCUGCGGGCCCCCCCAGCAGGGGCAUUGGGGGGUCCGAGCCCCCCCCUCGUGUUCGGCCUCGGCCCCCGGGGGGGCGGCGGGGCCGGGAAUAAAGUCUGGGGUUCCACAGGAAAA
Corvus hawaiiensis (hawaiian crow) is the source of this 1154-nucleotide messenger RNA. Its product is annotated as cytochrome c1, heme protein, mitochondrial. Lineage: Eukaryota; Metazoa; Chordata; Aves; Passeriformes; Corvidae. Gene Ontology annotation, biological process: mitochondrial electron transport, ubiquinol to cytochrome c. Gene Ontology annotation, molecular function: heme binding; electron transfer activity. The record is from RefSeq and is a predicted model, not a curated record.